Molecule: messenger RNA, 3984 nt
Organism: Diaporthe citri
Lineage: Eukaryota; Fungi; Ascomycota; Sordariomycetes; Diaporthales; Diaporthaceae
Exons: 5
Coding region: 1-3984 (1327 amino acids)
Source: RefSeq, a predicted model, not a curated record
AUGGCAAUGCGUCCUGGGCCACCGCGCCAGCCCGUGGGGUCUGCGGCGUGGUGCACAGAAGAGAGAUCCUCGGCGCUCCAGAUCUCUCAGUCUGAGGUGGAAGAGUUUGGCUACUCUGCAAGGAACGAGCUGGAAUGGCUCAACGAGCACAUGGCAGACGUCUUCUCCGAGAACCAGAUAAAUGUCGUCGAGGUCUUCAAGACGCCAGGAAAGCUCCGUGGGAAGACCCCAAGGACUGCGCGCAAACCUAUCCAAAGUGAAAAUAGAGUGCCCCUGUCAAACAUAUUCUCUGCGACGCCGAAAGGCGAGCCGAAUCCCUUCGCAACAUCCGCGUUGCACAAUGACAGAACCCCCAAGUUCCGAAUCGCGGAGGACAAUCCAGCCAUUCCGGCCAUGCGUCCUUCUAUAACUCGCAAACCCGUGCCCACGAAGCCCGCAUUUCAAGAACUAGCUGCAGUCGCUGACUCUGGGUAUUAUGGGAGCCAGAGUCAAGAGGUCACUUUCCAAAGUGAUGAGUUGGUUGGGAAUGCCGAGCCAGUACCACCCCGGAGUCCUCAACGGACGCCGGGACGGCCAAGACAGCCGUUGACGGCUCUGGCAGAAUCUGACGCCAUAGAUAAUCUGGACCCGACCACCGAGGUUUUCGAGGAUCCCGCCGAGUCUGUAAAUGGUUCAGAGACAGAUCGCCCCAGAGCUGUUUCCCCGGAGGCACAGGUUGACGAAGAAGUGGAGGCAGAGCCGGUGCCGGCAUCAUCGCCAGUCAAUUUGCUGGGUCCUGAACCGCCCGAGAAGUCCCCAGUCGAAGCGUCGCCGCCGAGGCCAGAACCGCCUGCAGCUGAUACCGGUGGCGAGGAGCAUUUGGAGGAAACUGCACCUGCGCCUGCACUCGGAAGCACCGCUGAGGACGAUGAAAUUGCGGACGUAACCGGAUCGCCAUCAGAUGGCUCGAGCCCAAUACGACCUCUUAUGCGCAAGAGCAGUCUCAACUUUGCUUCUCUUCCUGCACGCGAGCCUAUGGCCUCUAACAAGAGUCUGGGUGCGCGGGUAUCGAGAACAAGCCACGUCGACCAGGCCCGUACCAGCUUUUAUCCCAGAACAACCGGAGGCAAGAGCCUAGGAAUUCGACAAGAAACGCGCGGAGAUGACCACGAGGCCAUGGAUAUCGACGAGGAUGAGCUGGCAGGAGCCAGCCACAAAGAAAGCACUGUCACUUCCCACAGCAAGACAUACACUCAGAGGCUGCAGGAUCAGAUCAGUAUGCUCGGGAAAUCGCAGGGAGGUGGAACAAGACUCUCAAAAUCGAUUCCGAGUCUUGUUGGCACUCAGAAAGCUGUAUCCAACAACCAGUCCCAAGUCCCACAUACCACUCAUGCAGAUGCAGAGAUGGAUCAGACACCACCGAGGAAGCAGCAGGUGGCGAAAACUCCUGGAGCUUUCCCUGAAGAUGAUGAGGACGACUGGAUUGCUCCGCCUACCACAAUCCAGGCUGCCACACAGAGCCCUCGUCCCGCGAUGGAGAAGAGCUAUACUGCGGACGUGAUGGAGGGGCUGCAUGGCAAGAAUACCGUUGGUGGUACUGAAUUCGUCCUGCCACAGCACCCGUCACAGUCCGGCGCGUCGGAAUCACCACCUAACCCACCUGCCAACAAGCCAGACCUGGCUCCUAUCGUUGGCCACAUCAAAUCGGCGUCGGUUGAUUUGUCAAAUCACAAUCAUGCGCCACAAGUCUCUGAUUCCAGUCUCAGGAAGAUUGUUUCGGCUUCGAAUCCUAUGUCGGUGACAACGCAAGACGAUAACAUAGAUGAGCCUCCCAAAUCGCCGUCAAGAACUUUCCGCGAGAGCCCGUUGAAACACAGCGCCUUGAAACAGGUUAAAAACAAGUUUUCCUCUAUACUCAAGAACUCCAAGGGCCUGUUAGCAAGCAGUGCUGCAAUCAGUGCGGAGGGCAAGGCAUCGUUGGUAAACUCGCCCUCGACUGUGAGACUGGAAAAACAGCCGACCAAUUCGACCGGUUCCCUGCGACCAGGCAACGAUCCCGAGCCUCUGUAUCCAGAUUUGACGCGUCAUGCAUCAUGGGAUUCGCAACCUGCGCCAACACCAUCAAGCCCGUCGCGAUCCAAUGGGCGUAGGACCCGUGCAUCUGCGGAGCGAGAUAGGAAGGAGCAGAAACAGAAGGGUAGGGAGGAUAAGGAAGCAGCUCAUAUCGCCAAUCAGAUGGACAAGCUCGAGAAGGAGCGGGAAAAGGAACGAGAAAAGGCACGCGUUUUCAGCAAAGAGCAGGAGAGAAUCGCCGCAGCUGAGAAGCAGCUUGCUGCACAGAAAGAGCGCGAGAGGGCUAUGCGGACGCCGGCACCGAAGGAAGCCUCCAGACCGACGCGAAGUAGCCCGCGAAAAGCAAAGACUCAACAGGAAACCGACGCUAAGGCUGCGGCAGAGACGACUGAGCCUGAAUUCGCGGAUCAAGAUAUAGAGAUGACCGAUGCUCCUACGAGUAAGGUGGCACCUCCUACCAUUCCGCGCCCAACGCCUGGCUCAUCUUUGAAUCGCGAGAUAAAGCGGCCAUCAAGGCCGACCAGGGAACCGGCUACGAAACCGAAGCAGGCGCCUACUUUGAUACGCGUGAACACAUCUUCUCAGAAUACUGGAUUCCACCCCUCUAACAGCGUCUUGGCUGCAACACUGGAGAACACUCUCGGACCUUCUCAACAGCAAAUCAAGGGCAAGACCAGCCAGCCCACAUUGCAAAGCAAAAUGUCGCAGCAGAGUUUCAACAGCUCUGUGAACUCGACAACAGGUCGUCCCAAAGCCCUAGAUCUUGCUGCGAAACGAAAACAGCAGGAAGAAAAGGAAGCUCAGCGGAGGCGUGAUGCUAAGGCAGAGAUUGAUCGGAAACGGGCGGCAAUGCGGGAGGAAGAUCGGCGCCAGGAGCAAGAGCGACGAGAGAAAGAGCGGCAACAAGCAGCAAAGGAGGAAGAGGCCAAGAAGAAAGCGCAGCGACAGGCCGCAAUCGAGAAGGCGAAGCAAACCAGAGCCCCUCCGCCAGCUGUCCGUUCCCAGCCUAAUGCCGCGCCUGAAUACAACAGUGUGCGGGACAAGGCAGGUCUCCCUCGGCCACCGUCUCGCCUCCAGCAAUCUACAGCCCACCGAUCACAAGAGGAUGUCAGCCGUCCGGUCAAUGCUGUCCUGUCAAGCACGACGAGCAUGUCUCUAAAGAGGCCGCUCCAACAUGAUGGCGUGGAAGACGGGGCACAACGACCGACUGCACCCCGAAGCGGACCGUCGCAACCAAAGGAGGUCAAGCGCAUGCGCAUGUCAGAUGAGUUCGAUCUCGAGGACGAGGCAGAAAUCCAGUCGUACGGGACCAGCUUGAAGGGGCCGCCUGUCCGACCUUCAGCCGGCUUUAAGAAAGAUCUGCCAAACAAGUCACUGUACAGCGGCUAUGCCCCCGCGCCUCAGCGCCACACGCGACAUUUUCAAGGCACCGUCUCAAAGGGACCCAUACCAUUCGCGGCAAGCCACCACGCUGCUGGACCAUCACACAAGACCCCAGCCAGGCCAAAGGGUGUUGUGGCCACCAAAUCGGCCGCCAAACCCAGAUCAUCACCGCGCUUCCAGAACGGCGACAAUAUCGAGCUUCCAGAGAUUCAGACGGACGACGACGACGAUGAUGAUGAAGAGGAGGACGAAGGGGCCAAGGCGCUUGGGACCGCCUCGUGGGCUGACACGCCUGCUCUUCGGCGCGAGCUUAUGCGGCAAGAGACAGUCGACCCUCUGCAGGUGUUUGGGCCCCCGGCGCCACUCAACAUGGAAGAGGUGUUCAGCAAGAGCAAGGACAGGUGGCACAAGUUCCGAGCGAGGACGAGCAGCGCCAACUGGAGCGGGGCGGACCGGCUGACGGAGGACGAGAUCCGGAAGGACCUGGCUGCACGAGACCGAAUGAGACGGGAGGGAGGGUGGACAUAUGAAUUGAGCAAGGACAUGUGA